AUGUCACAACCUGUGGCAGCAGCGGCAACUAAAACUUCACCUCGAAAGGGUACAUACGGUCCUUUGGCGGAAGCCCUGUACUAUCUGGUGUCCUUCAUCGAAGGCUACGACCAACAGAUUCUGUUCCUGCGCUUUUUACAUGGCUUUGGGUUCGCUUGUGUCUAUCCCGUGCAACAAAAGAUUGUUGCAGAGUCAACAAUGUCGAAAGAAGAAGAGGAUAAAAAGAAAGCAGCGCAACAGCAGGGAAAAGGCGGCCCGUCGGGACCAUCCGGACAAUCGGAAGACGCGGCAUCAAAGAAGAAAAAGGAAUCAAAAGAAGCUAGUAAAAAGUUCACGAUCUUCCAGGCUCUCAAUUGUAUUGGACGGUUGUUAUGCGCAGUGAUAACUACGCUUAUUGCGAAGAAAGUAUUAUUGGGCUAUUAUGGCUGGCGUACGUCCUACGUUGUGUUGGGGUACGUGUGGAUAUUGUUUGCCAUUGCGAUUGUAUUUGGAAUGGAUUUAAAGGCAUGUAAUAAGAAUAAGGCCUCUCCUAAACACAGCGGAGAAUUUUCGAAGCGUAUAUUGGAUGCCUUUGGAGCAGUUUUUGGGUGUAGGACAGCAGGGAUCUCCAUUUUUACAUUAUUCAUCGCAGAAGCCCCAAUGUGUGCCUUUAAUUAUAUGACCAUAUACUUGCAAUAUUUGGGAGUCUCUGACACAAUGGCAGGCGUUGCGAUUGCAAUUACAUUGAUUGGUGGCGCAGCGGGAAGUGGAGCAGGGGGGGUUAUUAUAGAAAAAAUUGCGGGCAAAUUUCAAGACUUCGGUGAACUUAGUUCUGGUAUGGUAGUAAUGGGCAUCCGACUAGUCGUGUGUCUGUUGUUCUUCUUGGGUAAAGCGCCAUGUGGUAAGUUGCUUUGGUAUCAUUACGUAGAGUUGGCAACGCUUGGGGCAACACUAGUAACGGUUGGUGGUGUAGAUAGGGCCAUUAUGAAGGAUUCAAUCGACGAUCAACAUCAGGCUACCGGAUCUGCAAUCAUUCGAACCAUAUCAGGCAUUUCAAGCAGUAUAAUUCUUUACCAGGUUUCUGCAUAUUUGACCGAGAAGGUUUUCGGCUACGUCCCCUCUAGGGAGUCUUUUGAAACCAUGGCUACAGAAGUUAAAGAGCGAAAUGCCGAAGCCCUGCGGAAAUCAAUGAUGUACAUUAUUUUGGCAGGCACAGCGCUCAACGUUCUUUGCUAUGUUGCAAUGUGUUUCACUUAUAAAGAGGACAGAAUGAGUAAAAAGAGUGACAAUGCACAAAACGGAGAGCAAGACGCACAAACGCAGGCACAAGAACAAACGGGAGACUGCUCUGUCGGAGGAAACGAUUCUUGA
Babesia ovata is the source of this 1350-nucleotide messenger RNA. RefSeq names its product major facilitator superfamily member protein. Lineage: Eukaryota; Apicomplexa; Aconoidasida; Piroplasmida; Babesiidae. The transcript has 2 exons. Gene Ontology annotation, molecular function: transmembrane transporter activity. Gene Ontology annotation, biological process: transmembrane transport. Gene Ontology annotation, cellular component: membrane. The coding region runs from base 1 to 1350 and encodes 449 amino acids. The record is from RefSeq and is a predicted model, not a curated record.